Molecule: messenger RNA, 3099 nt
Organism: Schistosoma margrebowiei
Lineage: Eukaryota; Metazoa; Platyhelminthes; Trematoda; Strigeidida; Schistosomatidae
Source: the annotation of a GenBank genome assembly
AUGCGGAGAUCUGCAGCACCAAGUCGUACUAGUCAGUCUCAAGAUCUGUCGAUAAAUUCCAACCCCGUGAAGACGUCUGAGUACAAGUCAGUUUCACACUGUUCCUCAAGUCCUAAAAUGAACAAUACGCCUACAAAUUUUAAUUUAUCUCAUGCUACGAAAUGUUCCAGGUAUUUCGAGGCUGUAUAUGCUAAAGCAUCGACUAAAAAGCAUAAAAAAUGGGAAGGGGAUGGUUUUGUAGAGGUCGAAGGUCGUAUCAUGAAGCUUAUCAAUGAGGAUUUGAAAGUAAUAGCAUCUGCUUCUGGUCAUAAAUUAGCAUUUUUAAAUGAAAUUGAUAUUGGUUCGGUUGUUCAUAUUGGGCCUUAUGAAGCAGAGCUUAUUUCACUGAUAGAGAAGCCACAGUUAGUUAAUCUUUCCUCAAAAUCAAAUGAUGGUACUGAGGCGUUACAUGCACCGGCGAAAAUUUCGACAAGAAAACCAAGCACAAAUCCCAGUUUCUCACCAAAGACGAAUUCCAAAUCAAAACUGAAUGAGUCCUGGGGUUCUUCAAACCAUCUGGUUAUGCCCAAGCCUCCUGCUAAUUGCAUUUGGUCUCAGAAUCCCGACAACCUUCCUAUUGUGGAUGUAGUUUUAGAGUCGAAGUUUGCUUCACGUCUACAGCCACAUCAAUGUGAAGGUAUUAUUUUCUUGUAUAAAUGUUUAAUGGGGUUUCAACCGUAUGUUGCUUUAAAUGAAUCUGAUGCACAAAUUACUUAUGGAUGUAUUUUAGCGGAUGAAAUGGGUCUUGGUAAGACAGUUCAAGCUAUUGCUACCAUUUGGUUAUUAAUUAGACAAGGACCGUACGGAGGUAGACCGGUUAUUCAACGUUGCCUUAUUGUAACUCCUGGUACACUUGUUCAGAAUUGGCAAAUGGAAUUCUCCAAAUGGUUAGGUCGUGAACAGUUACCCGUGUAUUGUGUAGAUCAAAAUCAUUCUGUUAAAAACUACCUAACAAUGUCCAGUGAUUCACCGCAGGUUAUUCUUAUGUCGUAUGAAAUGUUUCUACAGCAUACUAGUGAAAUCUAUGAAAUUUCCGACUUGGAUAUGGUUGUAUGUGACGAAGGGCAUAGAUUAAAAAAUUCCAAUAUCAAUACAACUAUGGCACUUUGUCGACUACGUGCACGUAGACGUUUACUAUUAACGGGGACUCCAUUACAAAAUCAUUUGAAUGAAUUAUGGUCAUUGGCUAAUUUCUGUGUACCAGGACGUUUAACUUCAAGUUUAGAAGAGUUUCGUCGACAAUUUGUUAUACCACUAUUAAAUGGUCGUAACUUAGUACAAAAUGUUAAAAACAAUCUUUACAAUGAUGAUUAUUGUGAUUCUUGGAGUUAUACAAACUAUGAGAAGAAUCGUGAUGAUUUAGAAAGUCCAUCAGCCAAAUUAUUCCGACUAUUGAACAGUUUCUUUUUAAGACGCACAUGUGAUGUCAUUGCACCAAAACUAACUGAUAAAACUGAACAUAUUUUGUUUUGUCGUCCGAGUAAACUGCAAACCGAUUUGGAAGCUAUACUUACACAGUGGAUGAAUAAUGAAUUUAAUUUAAGUCGAUGUGAAUCUCUUAAAUUAUUCUCACACGAUGAUGAUUAUGAAGAUUUUGUUGAAUCUGUGGAAAGCGUAUCGUCAUCACGUUCAAAGCAGCAUAAUUCCAUUUUAUCAGUUAUAACAGCAUUUCGAAAACUUCACAAUCAUCCAUAUCUAUUAAGAAAUUAUUUAAUACAGUCGAAUUCUACACAAAAUCAGGCAGCUGAUCGUCUACCUACAAAACUGACUGCAGAUUUGCUCCAUUUAUUGAAUUCUGAACAUUCAAUAGUUGCACAAGAUCUCUGUUUUACAAAUCUGACUGAGUUUAUUCAAUUAUCUGGAAAGUUCCAUGUUCUUUAUAUCAUGCUGAAACGACUGUUUGACAAACAACUGUCAUCUUCGUCCACAGUGAAUUUCCAGAAAAAAUCACGACUAUCUAACAGUAAUAGUACAAAUAGUUUACAUAUUAAUGAUCGUCUUGUAUUAGUUUCCAAUUUUACUCAGACACUUAAUCUUUUGGAGAAAUUAUGUAAUCUAGUCACUGGACAACCAUCUCUUCGAUUAGAUGGUCAGACAACGAAUAAACAACGCGCUGAAGUUGUUCAGAGAAUCAAUGAUCCAACGUCUCAUGAUCGUAUAUUACUGCUUAGUUCACGUGCUGGUGGAGUAGGUUUAAAUUUAAUUGGUGCCAAUUACUUAAUUUUGUUCGAUAUGGAUUGGAAUCCAGCAAACGAUGCACAAGCUAUGGCUCGUAUUUGGCGUCCGGGACAGUCUAGAUCGGUUAAUUUAUACCGGUUAGUAACAGCUGGUGGUAUGGAAGAACGUAUAUUUCAACGACAAGCAGCUAAAUUAGCUUUAACCAGUCAAACAUUAGUCAAUACAUCAAUGUAUAAUGAAAAUCUUUUGGAAUUUAUUGAGACAAAAAAGAAACCUGAUAAAAAUCUUGGAAUUCUUACUCGUGAUGAAUUGAAAGAAUUAUUUCUCCUUCCCAAUACAUCAACAGGGUCAUGGACUCAUGAACUUAUUCAGUGUAAUUGUAAUCAAUCUCUAGAAAAGAAAUCUUUCACCCCAAGUCCUUCUCUUUCAUCAUUAUCAGACAUUGAAAACUGUGAUUCUGCCGAUGAAAUUGUAGUGAAGACCCUUAUAGAUUAUUCUCAUGAACUUGACAAUGAAGAGAACCGGAAAGAAGAAAUCGAGUCAUCAAAGCACACUACUUGUAUUACCAAUGAUGAGAAUGAAGAUGAUGAAUAUUCCAAUAUUAGAAUAUUUCAAUUAGGUUCUACAAAUCCACUUAUUACUGACAGCUUGAAAUCACCCAAAUCCCAAUUCACCUAUUUGAAACAGCAGUCAGCUUCAAUGUCAACGACAACUCCCAAGUUACCAUCGUCUGAUUCACUUGGAUUUCUAUUGAAUUGGAAACAUUCUUUUUCAUCUGAACAAAUAGAUCAGUUGAAUGAUCGACUUUUAAUAACACAUCAAUCGGACCCUAUGAAAUCUUUAAUAAACUGUGUAUUUACACUAAAUUCAAAAGCAUCUUAA